AUGGAGUUGAAUCUCUCGGAUCGCUGUGAGCAUUUCUCCUGUCCAGAGAGAUCUGGAUCUCCUGCAGUUUAUAUCUUACUGUACGUGUGUUCAGCUGCUGUGGUUCUUCUAACGAUGUGUGGAAAUCUGCUCGUCAUCAUCUCUGUUUUUCACUUCAAGCAGCUUCACACACCGACCAACAUGUUCGUGCUCUCACUGGCCGUGUCGGAUUUCCUCAUCGGUGCUUUAGUGAUGCCGCCGAUGUUAAUCUGGACGAUCGAGUCCUGCUGGAUUUUUGGGAAAAACUUUUGCAUUGUCUAUUUAAUGACUACUGGAUUCCUCAUGAUUGUGUCCACAUACACUAUCGCUCUCAUCGCUGUGGAUCGUUAUGUGGCUCUUUCAACCCCAUUUUUUUACACAAACACAAUCUCUCUUAGGAUCAUGAGAAUCGUGGUUUAUUUGAACUGGUCUGUAAAUUUGGCAUAUAGUUUUUCACUCACUUAUUUUAAUGGAGUUGUCAAGACUACUGUAAUGUGUCCUGGACAGUGUUUUUUCUUUCUGACUGAGGUUUGGACUGUAAUUGACCUUAUAAGAUCAUUUAUAUUUCCACUUUCUGUCAUAAUCAUUUUGUACAGUCUGGUUUUUAUUAUCGCUAAGAAACACGCCACUGCUAUCAGAGAGCUUAAUAAUCACACACGACCUCAAACACAGAAAAUCACCUCCCACUCCAUGAAAUCUGAGAGAAAAGCAGCCAAAGUCCUCGGUAUUUUAGUGGCCGUGUUUCUGGCGUGUUUACUUCCGUAUUAUAUUUACAGUUUCUUAGGUGACGUUAUUGAAGUACAGGCAGAAAUAAUUCACAAAGUUUUGAUUAUGCUUUGUCUGAAUUCUACCAUUAAUCCAUUUAUUUACGCUCUGUUUUAUCCGUGGUUUAGGAGGUGCUUUAAAUUAAUUCUAACUCUGCAGAUAUUCCAAACAGACUCUGCAUUAAUCAAUGUUUUUUCUUGA
Molecule: messenger RNA, 984 nt
Organism: Silurus meridionalis
Lineage: Eukaryota; Metazoa; Chordata; Actinopteri; Siluriformes; Siluridae
Product: trace amine-associated receptor 13c-like
Exons: 1
Coding region: 1-984 (327 amino acids)
Biological process (GO): G protein-coupled receptor signaling pathway
Cellular component (GO): membrane
Molecular function (GO): trace-amine receptor activity
Source: RefSeq, a predicted model, not a curated record